CCCGCGGCUCGCCCGGCUGCUGGGGGACAUGGGCGCGAGGGGCGCGCGGGCCGCCCUGUGGGGCGUCGCGCUGCUCUGCGCGCUGGGCCUGGGCCAGAGCUCCCCCGGGGACCCGAGCUGCGGGCCCGGCCGCCUCCUGCGUGGGGCCGGGAGGGACGCGCGCUGCUGUGGCUCCUGCGCCUCAGCCGAGGCCUGUCCCGAGGGGCGCUGCACGUGCCUCCAGUCCGAGUUCCACUGUGCGGACCCCGAGUGCCAGACCUGCAAGCACCACCCCUGCCCGCCCGGCCAGGGGGUGAAGGCCUACGGGAAUUUCACGUUCGGCUUCAAGUGUGUGGACUGUGCCGCAGGGACCUUCUCCGGGGGCCGCGAGGGCCGCUGCACACCGUGGGCCGACUGCUCCCAGCCUGGGCUUCGCACCAUGUUCCCUGGAAACAAGACGCACAACGCGGUGUGCAGUCCGGUGCCGCCGCCGCCUGCUGAGCCGCGCUGCCCGCUGACCGCCGUCCUGGCCGUGGCCGCCUGCGUCCUGGUCCUGGUGGUGGCCCAGCUCGGCCUGCACCUCUGGCAGCUGAGGAGGCAGCGCGUGUGGUCCCCAGAGACCCAGCUGCUCCUGGAGGCACCGCCCCAGCCGCCCGAGGACGCCUGCAGCUGCCAGUUCCCGGAGGAGGAGAGGGGGGAGCAGCUGUCGGAGGACAAGGGCCCGCUGGGCACCUGUGAGUGAGGCUGGACGCCCUCCGGCCGUGGACCUUGAGCCAGGCCUCCCAGGAACUCGCCGGGGCUGGCCCUGGGGGCACGGGCUCCGUGCCCUGCCGAGGGGCCCUCUCUGGCCCGGCCCCGCUCCCCUCGACGGCGGAAGUGGGUGGGGACGGCGACAGUGGCGAGUCCCCAGGCUGGCGGAAGAGGCAGCAGCCGUGGUGGACUGUGGGGACACAGGCAGGGCUGUGGCUGCCUCCCUCCCCGCCGGCCCUGCUGGGGUGGGGGCUGCGGACCCCUCGUUCCCUGGACCGGAGGCCGCACACAGCCCCGGACCUGGCGGCAGGCGGCGCUCAAUAAACACUUGUCCAGGGA
This is a messenger RNA of Eptesicus fuscus (big brown bat), 1068 nucleotides long. It is a transcript of the gene TNFRSF18, whose product is annotated as TNF receptor superfamily member 18. Gene Ontology annotation, molecular function: tumor necrosis factor receptor activity; protein binding. The transcript is spliced from 5 exons. Gene Ontology annotation, cellular component: plasma membrane; external side of plasma membrane. The coding region runs from base 29 to 721 and encodes 230 amino acids. Gene Ontology annotation, biological process: negative regulation of apoptotic process; positive regulation of cell adhesion. The record is from RefSeq and is a predicted model, not a curated record. NCBI's taxonomy places the organism in Eukaryota, Metazoa, Chordata, Mammalia, Chiroptera, Vespertilionidae.